UUGGCAGUUCUUGGCCAGGCUUUCAAGUGUGAGGGACGCUCGAGAUAUUCAAGAACAGUCGUACUACUGGAAAUCGGGCUUGGGAGUUGUUCAAGACUUGGAAGGUUCUCUCUCUCGCCGUGAUUGGGAUUGAAUUGGAAAGUAAUCCACGACUAGGACCCAAUAGCCCCGAGAACCUCGAGAACCUCCUCGCUUGUGAUUCGGAAGAGAAACCCCUCUGUGAUUGUUGAAUCGACUCCGGAAUCGGUCCCUAAUGCAGGGUUGAAGUGUAAUCAGGAUUGAUUGGUGGCUUGUGCGUGUGCGUGUGUACUAUGACAGUGUCGAAUUUUGGCACAAUGAUGAGACCUAUGCCAUUCACAGGAUACCCAUUUCAAGGUCAGGGGCGUGUCAAUCAGCUGGGAGGCGUGUUCAUCAACGGCCGUCCACUGCCCAACCACAUCCGUCUGAAGAUCAUCGAGAUGGCCGCAGCGGGUGUGCGUCCUUGUGUGAUCUCCCGCCAACUCCGCGUGUCCCAUGGGUGCGUCUCCAAGAUCCUGAACCGCUACCAAGAGACCGGCUCCAUCCGUCCGGGCGUGAUUGGCGGCACCAAGCCUAAACUGGCCACCCCGGAGAUCGAGAAGAAGGUGGACAACUACAAGAGCGAGAACCCGGGCGUGUUCAGUUGGGAGGUCCGGGAUCGACUCAUCAAGGAAGGUAUAUGUGAUAAGAAUACCGUUCCGAGUGUCAGCGCCAUCUCCCGCCUCCUCCGGGGACGCGAAGACGAAAAGAAAGACAGAGACAUGUCCAAUGUUUCAGUGAAAGAUGAGGAAGAGGGCGGAGAGGACAGCGAUUUGGAGGCCGAGCCCGGAAUUCCCCUGAAACGGAAACAACGCCGAUCCCGAACCACAUUCACGGCCUAUCAACUGGAUGAGUUGGAGAAGGCCUUCGAGCGCACUCAGUAUCCCGAUAUCUACACCCGAGAGGAACUGGCCCAACGCACCAAGUUGAGCGAGGCCCGCAUUCAGGUCUGGUUCUCGAACCGGCGGGCCCGUCUCCGAAAACAGGCCCAGUCCUGUCCACCGUCGGCCUACAAUCCCAUGGGACUGCCCAUGUCCUACACGGGCAACCCGUAUAUGUCGGCCGCGGCCAUGUCCGGGAUCAGUCCGGAUUUCUCCACCUCCAGCUCAGUUCCUCACUCCUCGCCGUCGCUGUCGGCCCACGAAAGCUCGUUGUAUUCAUCCUCAAACAUAUCGGCCUAUGCAGCCUCUAGUGCAGCCUUAAACCAGUCCAUGAACCCCUAUGGGUCGUCCAACGGCGGGUCCUCCAGUCUUCUGGCCUCUCAGAUGUCACCGUUGAAUAACAAUACCUUAUCCAGCGGAUCCACUCCAGGCGGUGGCUCUGCGUCCAACAAUAUUCACCACUCUCAACAACACCAUCAUCAACAUCUGGAAGAGCAACAACAACAGCAGCAACAGCAACAGCAGCAACAACAACAACAGCAACAACAGUCACACCCACAAAUGUCCAACUCGAACCCGUCCCCCAACUUCAGUCACUCUAAACUGGGCUCUUCGACAUCACCGUCCUCUCAUUUGUCUGCCGCAGCCUCGCUCUCUCCUCACCACACAGACUUGGCGGGCGGGUUGAGUUCGGCUGCGGCCAGUAGCGGGUUUGCUGCGGCGGAGAAUUGGACGGCCGCACUUCAGCGGAGCGCGGCCUCGCAACAAAUGACCUCAGCGGCCGCAUUCGCCAGCCACCCUGGGUUUGCCGCAGCAGGCAUGUACGGCUGGUAUUAGAGAAGACAUCAUGGUCAAAUUUAAAGCCAAAAGGACAGGCUUGGAGGUCCUAAACACUAUUUAAAGAGAGUCAAAAAACGUUAAAAAAUAUUGUGAUGAUGAGCUAUUCUUCUCUCCGUUUUUAUGUUUUGUGGUCAGGUGCCCCUUGUAAAUAGUACAUGACGCCUUCGAUGUUUGUCCCUGUGUAUCAAACAUAAUUGAACCAUGCAUACAUGUUCAUGAAUACACCUCAUUUCCCAAGAACUCGAGACUCGCUU
This is a messenger RNA of Tigriopus californicus, 2032 nucleotides long. Its product is annotated as protein gooseberry-like. Bases 312 to 1775 code for a protein of 487 amino acids. Gene Ontology annotation, biological process: anatomical structure development; regulation of transcription by RNA polymerase II. The transcript has 5 exons. Lineage: Eukaryota; Metazoa; Arthropoda; Copepoda; Harpacticoida; Harpacticidae. The record is from RefSeq and is a predicted model, not a curated record. Gene Ontology annotation, molecular function: RNA polymerase II cis-regulatory region sequence-specific DNA binding; DNA-binding transcription factor activity, RNA polymerase II-specific.